AUGAAGACUUUAGUGGAAUUUACCUGUAUGAUGGAUUUGUUAAGUAACAUCUUCAUAUGCAGAACAAAAAACGCCAAUAUACAACACAUUCUGAAAGAGAUAAAGAAUUUUCUUCUUGCUUCCAACGACUAUGAAAGGAUUGUUCUGCAAAAGUACAUAAAUCGUUACGCCUUCAUGUUCAUAUCUGUUAUAAUAUGCUAUAUCAUCACAAUAACCACCUUUUGUUGCACCCCGGCAUUUACUUCGAGAAAAUUUCCUUCUGAAGGAUUGUAUCCUUUUCCCACUGAAUCGCCAUUUGUAAUAUUUAUCAUCUAUACCAUGCAAGUCUGCGCUAUUGUACAAUGUGGACUUAGUUGCGGUAGUAUGGAUUUCUUGUUUGCCGCAUUCUUCUUGUAUUCAUCUGCCAGAUUAGAGAUGUUAUGUUUAGAAAUACAAGUUACAAAAAAUGAAAAAGAAAUAAAUUCAUGUAUUAAGAAACAUCAGAAAAUAAUCAAGUAA
Cyphomyrmex costatus is the source of this 498-nucleotide messenger RNA. RefSeq lists its product as uncharacterized. The coding region runs from base 1 to 498 and encodes 165 amino acids. NCBI's taxonomy places the organism in Eukaryota, Metazoa, Arthropoda, Insecta, Hymenoptera, Formicidae. The record is from RefSeq and is a predicted model, not a curated record. The transcript is spliced from 2 exons. Gene Ontology annotation, cellular component: plasma membrane. Gene Ontology annotation, biological process: detection of chemical stimulus involved in sensory perception of smell; sensory perception of smell. Gene Ontology annotation, molecular function: odorant binding; olfactory receptor activity.